AUGCAAGCUGCAUUGGCAGCCAUGGCUGCCCACACUAUUCUCUCAUUCCAAGCUCCUCUCUUUUCUUCCUUCUCACUCCCACCCCCUCCUCAAUCCAUAGCCAUUCCCUCCACUUCCAAGAAAGCUGUUGCACUCCUCAAGGGAAGUUCCUCCGUCCAAGGCAUUGUCACACUAAUCCAACAAGACAACGGUCCAACAACUGUUUAUGUUCGUGUUUCUGGUCUUGUUCCCGGGCCUCAUGGUUUUCACCUCCAUGAGUAUGGUGAUUUAACAAACGGGUGCAUAUCAACUGGGCCACAUUUCAAUCCUAAUAAACUCACACAUGGUGCUCCGGAGGAUAAAAUUCGCCAUGCGGGUGACCUGGGAAACAUAGUUGCUAAUGCCGAUGGAGUCGCAGAAGCAACAAUUGUGGACAAUCAGAUACCACUAGUUGGACCCAAUUCAGUAGUUGGAAGAGCCUUAGUGGUUCAUGAGCUUGAGGAUGACCUCGGAAAGGGUGGGCAGGAACUUAGUUUGAGCACAGGAAAUGCUGGGGCGAGAUUGGCAUGUGGUGUGGUUGGUUUAACUCCAGUGUAA
Molecule: messenger RNA, 576 nt
Organism: Sphenostylis stenocarpa
Lineage: Eukaryota; Viridiplantae; Streptophyta; Magnoliopsida; Fabales; Fabaceae
Source: the annotation of a GenBank genome assembly